AUGAACGCCUCAGCAACAAUCCGUGCAUCCUAUGUGCGUGCCACUAGGAUGAGCAUGAUGCCACCACCGCUCCCAAGACCCGGCUCGGUCACAAACAAUGUUGCCGACCUCGAAUCACGACCUGCGAACGGCGAGAAACUGAAAGACUUCGUACCCAUCAACCACCUCGCGCACCGCGAGAAGUGCGACCUCGAGCGCAACAAGAUUUACUUCUACGACGAGCCAUACUCUCCAUCAUACAUGGAAUGGGGAGAAAGUGGAUCGUUCGGCAUACGUAUACGUAAGAUGUGCACCAUCUUUCCAUACCGUGACCCCAUCUGGCUAGUUGCCGUCGUCUUUGCAGCCGGCAGUCUCGAUCUUGUCAUCAAUGCGUUCUUCGACCUCGUUCCGCAGCUGGAUGAGAAGCUGCAGUUUAAGACCAAUGAAAGUGUCGCGAUCCCGACUACGGUCCUCAUCGGCUCGGUCUUCUUCUUUGCCGCAGGCAUCUUCGACACCUUCGGAGCUUUGAACGCAGACCGCGGAACCCUCGACACCAACAAAGAGACGCGCAAAGUCACGUACCGCCCAGCUCUUGUAGGGUCUCCGGAGUUCAAGUGGAUCCCUUCGUGGGUCAAACUGUGGGAUCUGACUAGGACGAACCUGGCUUUUCAAGCUGGUUUGAUCGUGCUCUUUGGCGGUGUGAUCUUCAUGUUCGCUGGCAUUGUCGACUUUCCGGAGCUCAUCCCAGAGAAAGCACCGCUGUUUGCGACGAUUGUGUUCGGACCCCAGGUUCUUCAUGGCGCUUUAUUCUUGGUAGCAAAUGCGAUGCUGGCUAUCUCAGAGCAGGAAAGGUGGUACAAACCGAAGUGGUCGGAUGCGGACUGGCAGGGUGCUUUCCUCAACACCUUGGGUGGAUUUGGUUUCAUGGUGGCGGGACUGUUCUUAUUUGGCGAUCACAAGCUUGCGGCAGCAGUGGCGGCAUUACUCGGGAGUUGGGCUUUCCUGAUUGGGAGUGUGAUACGGUGGUAUGUUGUAAUGGAGAUCUUCUAG
This is a messenger RNA of Didymella exigua CBS 183.55, 1029 nucleotides long. RefSeq lists its product as uncharacterized. The transcript has a single exon. Bases 1 to 1029 code for a protein of 342 amino acids. The record is from RefSeq and is a predicted model, not a curated record. Lineage: Eukaryota; Fungi; Ascomycota; Dothideomycetes; Pleosporales; Didymellaceae.